Caenorhabditis sp. 36 PRJEB53466 is the source of this 2318-nucleotide messenger RNA. The record is from the annotation of a GenBank genome assembly. NCBI's taxonomy places the organism in Eukaryota, Metazoa, Nematoda, Chromadorea, Rhabditida, Rhabditidae.
AUGGUCUUUCUGAUAACACUCUACAGGUUAGUUUUCCAAUACCGUUCUGGUCUAAAAGCCAUAUUAUAUUCAGAAUAUUUGGAGUUUUGUGGUAGCUAUUUUGUUUUUGGGUGCUUUGUUCGGCUCCUUUUCUAUUAGGUUCAUAGCUGAUUGGAUUGGACGAAAGAAUGGAUUGUACAUCUCAAUUUCUGUUGGAGUUCUUUCAGGAGCAAUGGCAAUCACCUCCAAGUUUGUGAGUGUUCUUACAGACUCAAUAAGAUCUCCUCAUCCUUAGAUUCCACUCUUUGAACUAUACAUUGCUUCUCGAGUCGUGAUGGGAUGGUCAGUAGCAGUAAGCUUAGGUCUCUCUGCAUUAUUUCUAUCGGAAGCAAGUCCAAAACAAAAUAGAGGUGCUAUCGGAAUGAUGACUGGAACGUGUGUUCAACUGGGAACUGUCUGUGGAUCUGUGGUUGCUAUGCCGCAGAUAUUCGGAACUGAGGAAUUUUGGUAAGAAGAAACUAAAUAUUUCAAACUGAUAAUGCAAGUCGACAGGUGGCUAAUUUAUGCGACCGAAAUAGGAAUAAUGCUCUUUUUUGGGGCUGCUCUUCCCUUCCUACCGGAAUCUCCUGGAUUUCUAAUUCAACGAGGAGCCAUUGAUGCUGCCACGAAGUCUUUACAGUUUUAUUACAACUGUGAUCAUGUGGAUGCUCAGAAGCAUUUGAACGAAAUCAAAGAAGAGCAAAAAAGUUCAACCAGGUUCGGCUAUCUAUAUGGAUUGCAGCGGAGUACUGUGCUCAAAACUCUUUGGCCCUCUCGGUAGUGUUGGUCAGAAUUUGCGCAAACUUUACGCAAUUUCUACUAGAACUUUUCGUGAAAAAUGGCUUAAGGUUGGCGCUAAAAUUGUGGGGGCCCUUAAAGUUUCCGCAAAUUCUGAAAAAACGCUAUGCAAUUUCAGCGCAAACUUCAGACAGUUUUUGCGCCCCAUUCUCCUCUCUCUCCCUUCUCUAAUCAUUCCACGUUAAAAAUAAAACGUAAAUAAAUAAUAAUAAAUAAUACAAUUCUGACCAACACUGCCGCGCACGCUUGAGAAAUCAUAUCAACAUGAAACGGUUGAGGAGUCGCUACGCAGCUGAUUCUCAGUGUGGGUCAACAAAUUGACAAAUCAAAUACCGCAAAUACUGUAUUAGAAUCUCUAAUAGAAGGGCACCUUAGCAAAAUGAGAUAGAUCAGUUUUAAGUCGAUUUUCGGACGUGUCACACAAUUCUAAAACUUCAAAAAAUUAUUUUUCGUUUGAUUGAAAAAUAGAAGGGCGUGCUCUUCUAAUACAGUAUUUACGGUACUUCAUUUUCGACGAACCCCGUCCCCAUCUAAUACCACAAACGAUUUAUCUGAUGUUCAACCCUUUUGUAGAAAGUUCAAGAUGCUAGACGUUGUCAGGAAGAAGUCACUUCGGGACAAAGCAUUUAUCGGAGUCGUUGUCACUUUUGCGAUGUCUUUCAGUGGAGUCGCAGUAAUCAAUGCAUUUGCGUUUGAAAUUCUUAAAGACACCGGGCUGACAGUUCUCGAAGCGUCUCUUGCUAAUGAUGCGAUUUCAGUAGUGAGCAUGGUAAAGCUUUACUGUGGUCUGGAAAGAGCCGCCACGAAUUUCUAGAUUUCUUCGAUCUUGGCUGCUGUCAUUGUUGACAAAAAUGGCCGGCGUCCACUGCUUCUUAUUGCUUUCACUGCAAUUCUUAUCUGCAAUUUAGUUAUAUUCGGGUUGAUGUAUACUUUCUACAAGUUUGAAGUGAGCUAGACCUGUCCACACGCAUUGCCAAUUUCUUUAUUUCAGUAUCAUGUACUUGGUUUCAUUCUCAUCUGUUUCAUCUGUAUCUUUACGUUCUUCUUCGCUCUCGGACCUGGUCCUCUCUGCUACUUUAUCAAUGCCGAACUGGUCGGACAAGCAGCUCGUAGUGCUGCUCAAAGUUGGGCCAGUGUGAUCCAAAUGCUAUCGUAUGAAUCCGUUGGACCUAACCAACCGAUCCUUGCUUUUCAGACGAUUCAUUUUGGUCACAGCGUUUCUGCCAAUGAAAAAUCAAUUAGGAGAAGCGUAUUCCUACUUGAUUUUAUUCGUGGCGCCUGUUGCAGUGUCUCUAGUCUACUUGUAUUUUUCCCUUCCUGAAACAAAGAACAAAAGUCCAUUCGAAGUUGAAGAAGCGAUUGAGGACCUUCCCAAGUUUCCUCUGUGUGGAAAAAGUCGCAGAGUUUACGAUAGGAGACUGUCUGAACAAAUGGUCUUUACGAGGCAAAUGCAGUUGGUUGAAGACUAUGGAUCUAUAGAAUCUCUUUCUUGUCGUCUAUAG